CCAGCCUAGCAGCAACAGCAUCAGCAUCCUCGAUAGAGUGAUGUCGACACACUUGGUUGGGAUUUUGUCACAACAAUGUCAGUUGCCGUCAGGCGGGCCGGCGCAGACGGCUGAGCGUGGGAUACACGCACGCGCGGCUGUCAUGGUCGAAGAGGUCUAAAGCCAAGAACUUCGGAAGCGCUCUCCGUUCACUUUACCGCAAGACGUCUCACGCUGCAGGCCGGUGACUGGCGGUCACUCGCAUUCGAAGAGUCCAUAGGAACGAGGCACCGUGAAGCGUGCCGAGAGUUGUACCGCAUUCCAAUCUCUACCGCGCGUCGUCAUCAUGGUCAUGGGUAUCAGCAAAGAGCUGCAUCGGGACGACGCCAAGGACGGCAGCAAGGGGUUUAAGAAGCUUUUCUCGCUGCGCCGAACCAAGAAGGGCAGAGAGAAGCAGCGGGAAGAGCAGGCGCAGGUGGAGGAGGAGGAUGAGAGUGGAUCUCGAGGACUCGAGAACAGCGCAUUCGCUCCGCGGGACCGUGAGCUCGGGGGAGACGCGGGGCAGGCCGAUUCCCCCGGCUGGCAGGCGGUCUGGGCUGACGGCUUCCACGAGCAGGGCUCCUCCGUGGGUGCUCGGGUCAGGCUGGGCAACAUCGCCCCGCUGCCCGACAGGUACGAGCAGCUGGUGACGGACGAGGAGAAGGAGGAGAGGAAACGGAUGAAGAAAGAGAAGCACAAGAAGUACAGGAAGAACGUGGGCCGGGCCCUGCGGCGUAGCUGGACCUACUUCGUCACGGGCCUCACCUCGGCCACCAAUUUCUACGUCUCUCCGUGGGCGGCCGCCUCCGUCAUGAGGACGUCCUCCAAGUGACCUGCGACCUCCACCCACCCACCCACCCAUCUCAACCGGACGUCGCCUUCACUUCCAUUGCUCCAACGGUCAACGAUCAACUUGCGGGCAGCUGGGGUGAGAGCGUUCGACACCGGAGGAGGAUUACUGAAGGAGAGGCAGUGGCUCACUCCUGCGAGAAGUUCCAUAAUCAGCCCGCGUCUUUGCCAAAGCAUUGAAAUGUGUUUAACAAAAUGCAAUUAAUUGAUGAAAAAAAACACCGCAGCUUUGUUUUUUUUUACCCUGCCAUUCGCAUGCAAGGGUGGCACACAUCUUGGCUCAAAACGAUGAUUAAUGAACGCUUCAUAUUUUGUGGCAGAGGAAGGUGAGGUUAACGCUCGUGUCCGAGUACUGGGCCAGGCCUGGUGAGAUUCUGCGGUUGAGUGUGAACGGGCACUUGAAAUUAAGCCAGUUUCUAGUGUGCGGCGAGUUACGUGGUCUCAGCCCGUUCGCCAAUGCACAAAACACCGUACAGUAUUUCGUCUUUCGCUUAAUUUGGUUUAACAUUUCUGUGUUUUGCUAAAGCGCACAAAUUAAACACUGUGCUGUGUAUGAGAUGAAGGGGGUGAGUGGUGGCGCCGUGGUUGUGUCGCACUGCAAUACGACGAAGAACCCAGCAAGUUCGAGUUUGAGUCCCGGCUGGGGUGCUACGUACCAUACUAUGGGUAGAGCUGUGGCUUAAACAGCACCGCACAGACACAAACGAAUACAUUUUUAUUUGUAUUUCAUACGUAGGCUUUCACGACGAACACUACGAUUUAUCAUUGGUUUAUUUUGGGUUAGGUCGCAGUGAAGAAAUGUGUCGUAAAUCUUCCUCCCCCCAGCGCAGCCGAUUCAUAAAAUAGUGUCACGUGAAUCGAACGUCCCAAAUUAAUAUACCGCUUCGCACCACACUGGUGUGUGUUGCUGCAGCAGCAGUAAAUGUGCAACGUUUGAGUCACGUGACACUUUUAUGAAUUGUCCGCGUCGGGUGGAGGAGGUUUUUGUUUUUUACGACACACAUUUUUACACCGCCUAAACCAAAAGAAGCCAAUUGUGAUUCACAAGCGAGAAUGAUUAUACGCGUGGGAAAUGUGGUUGGGACAAUGCGAGCAGUCGGAUUGGGACUCUCCGUGAGAGAUGCUGAAGAUAGCGCAAGGCUAAAAGCAUCCGCCGUGGGCAUCAAUCCUCAGCGAUGAGGAUGACACCAGAUCGACACAGACACUGGCACAAACAAAGACAAAGAUACUCCAUAUGCCUGUAACAGACUGUUGGGGCAAGUGCUGUUAGCGAGCACCUAUGAAGGCCGGCACGGCACACAAGGGGGUGGGUGGCCAACACCACGCCCGGCCGCCUUUGUCUCCCCAGUGGUGAUGUUUAAACACCAUACACAAGGUACUCAUUUGAGGCCGAGUCGACCUAGGAGAGGCCCAGGACCGACUCAGAUAAUCGUCACCGGUGUUGGCCGUGAGCAGGAAUCGAACUUGGUUUCGCCGGGUUCGUAGUGCAGCGCGCUAACCACUACACCACCGCUCCCUCACUGGCACACACACACACACGUGUUCACACGAGCACACACACACGUGUAUGCAGGCAUACACAUCGACAGACAGAAUAACCAGUGAUGUACCCAUCUGUUGUCAACACGAAGACCGAAUUUCUGAAUAUUUACUUGCUAAGGCAACGCCGACCCUCGUAACAAUGGCACUUGUAGUCGUCGUUUAUUUCGCCUGGAUGGCUGAAUUAGUUGUGUUUCAGCUGACACGGGAAUAGGUAACAGGCGGAGCCAGCGCGAGAAGGGGUGAUCGUCUCCCAUGCAAUCCAAACUACGGGCCGUGCAGUAAACCCACUGCGGUCUGCCCCCCUUGAACCGAGGAGGAACAGCAAAACGACACGAACUCUCUCCCCGAAGCUCUCUCGCCGUGACCAGCAGCAGACCUUGACAAUGGCAUUUAGCUCCUGAGCAUAUUGCUUUCAUCAAACGCAAUUACAGAAUGCAUACGGAUAUAGAACAAGAGAUACACAGGGUAUCUUCUUUCACACGACAAACAUCACUUGAUGCAGUGAUGUUAGCUGUGACGGUCCCACCUGAUGACGGAGACUUGUGUUGCCUCCGAAACGUCGUGAUUUAUUAUUUUAUUUCUAUUAUUAAUUGUAUUUUUAUUUUUUACCUACGUGACUUUACCGAAAAAGCCUAAGAGUAUAAACAUCGGUAGUUUAAAAAAAUUAAUUAAUCGUGACAAUGACAUACUUACUAAAAGCUAACAGCCAUUGCAUUUUUGGCUCUUUUUGAACCCCUGUAUUUUAAUAAUUUUUAUCACAACACUGAUCGUAGCACUUAUUUUUAGUGCCUUGUUAAUCCACUGCUGGAUGGCUUCGCCACUCCAUGUUAGGCACGGGAUUUUUUUUUACCAUACCUCACCACUCUGGUACUUAUCAGUCGGUGAGGUUGGUGCCCAGAAACGCAAGCACACAUUUCACCUCGAAACAUUUCGUUCAUAUCGGCAGCGCGAAGUAAAGCGAAGCAGAAUUUGGCAUAAUUGAAGUUGUUUUUGUUCUUACUUGAUUUCACAAACCAAUUUAGAAAAUAUAGGUUUAAAAAAAAAUCGUAUUUGUCUACUACUGUCAUGGGAUCUCCUUUGCCAGUACCAACAUAUAAUAGGUUUUUCCCCUUUUUUUCCUACGCCUUUUGGCGUCCUCUGGUCUAACACCGUUUGAGACGAGGCUCAAAAGAAAGCUGUCUCUGGUGUGGACCAAUCGGUUUCAAAGACAAUGCAUAUAUUAUCAGAGUAUGUUUUUUUGCAUUCUGACUACAAGCAUUGUGGUUAAUGCAGACAUGAUUCCUUGUAAAAGGUUUCAGUUUGGUGUUUUAACAUCUUAACACCUUCUAGAUUUGAAGUUUUCGUGACUGCAAGGAUCCAUACUCUUGGUUCUUUUGGUAAAGUCACGUAGGUAAAGAAAAUAAAAGAUAAAAAUUAAUAAAUUAAAUCACGCAACACAAGUGUCCGUCAUCAGGCUGGGACAACCACAGUAAGAAACAAUUGCUGAAGUAGGCAAAAGAGCUGAUUGUGACAAGGGAUUAUACUGGUAGGAACCUCUUGGUUACACCAACCCACAGGGGAUUAUUGUGUCCG
Messenger RNA from Lethenteron reissneri (Far Eastern brook lamprey), 3981 nucleotides. It is a transcript of the gene C8H1orf115, whose product is annotated as chromosome 8 C1orf115 homolog. Lineage: Eukaryota; Metazoa; Chordata; Hyperoartia; Petromyzontiformes; Petromyzontidae. The record is from RefSeq and is a predicted model, not a curated record.